Messenger RNA from Limulus polyphemus (Atlantic horseshoe crab), 539 nucleotides. Its product is annotated as histone-lysine N-methyltransferase SMYD3-like. NCBI's taxonomy places the organism in Eukaryota, Metazoa, Arthropoda, Merostomata, Xiphosura, Limulidae. The record is from RefSeq and is a predicted model, not a curated record. The transcript has 3 exons. The coding region runs from base 240 to 539 and encodes 99 amino acids. Gene Ontology annotation, cellular component: nucleus.
UGAAUGCCAAAUAAGUUUAGUUUAAUACCUGCAUGUGUGUGGGAUCCAAUAGUAUGUUUUUUCGAGUCCACAAUGUCUAUCUUGUGAUGAAAUUUUUGUUUCAGAGUCGAUGUUGUGUUUGUUGACGUCAGAUGGCAAGAAGAGUGCUAAAUCGCCUUGUGUUGAGCAAUAGUCCAAUACAUUACUUUUUUGGGAGGGAAAUUCAACGCUAAGAAUGAACUUGGAUUCGUGGAAUAAUUAUGAACAGAAGUAAAACGAAAAAAGGAUCUUUGUUGUUGUCUUCACAACCGUUUGUGCAUAUUUUAGAUAAAAAUCAGCGUGCAAAGCGUUGUGAAUAUUGUUUUCAAGGGAUCACUACUGUUUUUCGUUGUUCAUCUUGUAGAUAUGUCUACUAUUGUAACAAGGAAUGCCAGAAACUUGCAUGGAUUGAUCACAAGAGGGAGUGUAACAACAUCAGAAAAAUAUCACCAAAUGUUCCUCCAGACAACCUUCGAGUUUUAGCAAGAAUAAUAUUAAAACUGCAGGUAAACUGUACAUAA